GUUUUGAUGCAAUAUUAAUUUUUCUUACUUCUGCAAACACUAAAUCUGGUGUAAUUUUGUUGUUUUAUGGGUAGAUAUUGUAAUAGUAGUUUGUAUAGGUACUAGGUGGUAAUUUGGUAGGUACUAUAUAAGCUGGACAGUGUAAAUGUACAACUACUGUUUUGAUGCAAUAUUAAUUUUUCUUACUUCCGCAAACACUAAAUCUGGCAUGGUAUCAGAGCCUGGACAGGGUACUAGGUGGUAAUUUGGUAGGUACUAUAUAAGCUGGACAGUGUAAAUGUACAACUACUGUUUUGAUGCAAUAUUAAUUUUUCUUACUUCCGCAAACACUAAAUCUGGCAUGGUAUCAGAGCAAAACUAGGGUUUCAGUUUUCCAUUCUUGAUUUCUUUCGUUUCUCUCUUCUUUGCGCCGCGAUGGCGAAUCCUCUUCCUCUUCCGGCGAAUCUUGAUCCUAAUCAUCCACACUACCUCAACCAGAACGAGAAUCCAGCGCUGGUGCUCGUGUCGACGCUUCUCCAUGGUGGCAAUUACCAGUCCUGGGCGCGAUCGAUGAGGAUGGCUUUACUCGCGAAGAACAAGGUCGCGUUCGUCAAUGGCGAUGCUCCGCGUCCUGGAGAUGCUGAUCCGUUGCUUCCGGCUUGGGAGCGGGCUAAUCUGAUGGUUUUGGGCUGGCUUUACUGUUCUCUGGAGCCGACGAUUGCUCAGUCGAUCCUCUGGCUCGAUUCUGCGAGGGAAGUGUGGCUGGAUCUCCAAGAACGCUUUGGUCAAGCGAAUCUGGUUCGGAUCUCCGAUUUGCAUGAAGAGAUCUAUGGCUUCAAGCAGGGCAAUCUUACUGUGACGGAGUAUUACACUCGAUUCAAGGUUCUUUGGGACGAGUUCUUUGCGCUUCGACCUCUGCCUGGCUGUACAUGCACUCCGCGGUGUCGAUGCGGCGCGUUCACGAGGCUUCGUGGCUAUGUCGAGGCGGAUCAGAUCAUUCGAUUUCUUCGCGGUCUUCGCGAUUCUUUUGGUCCGAUCCGGUCGCAGAUCCUCCAGCUCGAUCCUCUGCCGCCGAUCAAUCGCGUCUUCGCUCAGGUCGUUCAGCAAGAACGCGAGUCUCGGCAUGGAGCUUCUCUGGUUCCGACGGUUCAGCCUCCUAUGGCGUUUGCCGCUCCUUCAUCUUCUGCUCAAGGAGGCCGUUACACUCAAGAAGGCGCUUCGUCUUCUGGAUGUCAUUUGGAUUUAUCGAUCAACCCACCAAUCCAUUUGAUCCAAUCCAUGAAUCCACCAAUCCAAUCCACGAAUCCGAUCCAAUUCCCCUCUACUUGCGAGACUUCGAACAGUUCAUAUUCCGCCUGGUGAAGCAGCAUCAAGCCAGCAAGUCAACCCUUCCAAAUUUGUUUUAUCAAUUUUUUUUUUCCGAUUUCAAUUAAGCUUGGGGAUUUGGCUAUUGACUGGAGGGGUUGUUUUAAUUUUUUUAUAUCGGUAUUGGCGACAUCAAUUUAUUGAAGAUUAUGAGUUUAAACGAGAAAAUACAAAGGACUCAAUUAAUGGGAUCCUAAGUUGAUAAAUUAUAAGGUUGUUUUAAUUUCGAUAUAUUUAAACCGUUGGUGACGAGAUUCCAACCAGCAAGUUGCUUAAUUAUUUUCUUUAUGCGUAAAGAAAAGUUUCCAAACCAUAAAAAAAAAAAAGGUUUCCAUAUAUGCAAGUUGGUAAGAAAGGUUUCCAUAUAUGCAACUUGGUAUUACAGACAACUAAUUAAUUAUAAGGGGAAAGCCAUCAGUCCAUCACUACAGUAUGCUUUUGAUGUCCAAGGUCAACGUGUGCUACAGACAUGUCAAAUGUUAGAUACUAAUAUUUUAUUUCGAGCACACAAAAAAAAAAAAGUAGAAUAUUAGCUCGUAACAAAUUAUUAUCAUCACU
Messenger RNA from Linum trigynum, 1902 nucleotides. The record is from the annotation of a GenBank genome assembly. Lineage: Eukaryota; Viridiplantae; Streptophyta; Magnoliopsida; Malpighiales; Linaceae.